Messenger RNA from Asterias rubens (European starfish), 4735 nucleotides. RefSeq names its product cilia- and flagella-associated protein 410-like. The record is from RefSeq and is a predicted model, not a curated record. Bases 16 to 630 code for a protein of 204 amino acids. NCBI's taxonomy places the organism in Eukaryota, Metazoa, Echinodermata, Asteroidea, Forcipulatida, Asteriidae. The transcript has 4 exons. Gene Ontology annotation, biological process: cytoskeleton organization; mRNA splicing, via spliceosome. Gene Ontology annotation, cellular component: U4/U6 x U5 tri-snRNP complex.
UCCAUUUUCCGUCAGAUGCCCACUAUCGAGGUCAUCAAUCUCAGUGUGAACAGCAUCACCACGCUGGAAGACUUCGCUCACUGUCCCAACCUGGUGGAGCUCUACAUCCGUAAGAAUUGCAUCGGGGACCUGUCAGAGAUCUGGUACCUGAGGAAUCUGAGGAAGCUCAGGGUGUUAUGGCUGGCCGACAACCCGUGUGCGGCCGGAGACAACUACAGACUCUCCGUCUUGAGGAUGCUACCAAACUUACAGAAACUUGACAAUAGUAUGGUGACAAAUGAUGAGGUCAACAGAGCGAUGGAGCACGGGGAUGACUUGCCGCCUCCCAUCGCCUCGCUAAGAUGGCAGGCCAACGGACACAUCGCCAAGGAUAAGGACAUGAGGGACAGCUCGGUGGAGAUCAGCCUAGAUGAAACAAAUGUUUAUGUUCCUUUUUGCAGCAAAAUACGAGAGGAGCUCGGUUUGAAACCUCUGCCAGUUGACAAACUCUCGCCAGCUAAACACAGAAGUACAAGUAAAGGAAGAAAUGCCAACAUCCUGACCGCGGUGUUAACACUCAUCAAGGAGCUUGAUCACGACACCCUAGAGGUAGUAGCCAACGCAUGCAAGGAUCGCCUUGAGUCAUUAUGAUCUACCGACCCCAGUCCCCCUCCCACCCCCUCCGUGUACAGCUCUACCAACCCCCCUAUGAGAACCCCCUCGAGACCCCCCUCAAGGAAGGAGCACCCCAGACACGCAGGAGACAACGGGAUCGCCUUGACGUCCAUAUAUAGAAAACUCCUUUGCGCUGAGAUAACGCAACCUCCGGUGGCGCUCGAAGCGGCAUGCAAUUACAACCGACAAUCAAUACACAACGUGAUGCUAGGGCCGUGUUCUUCGAAUUCCGCGAUAUAUUUUUUCUCUCGGUACGUCGUGUGUUGUAUUCGCCUUGAGUCAACUGGGAGUUUGUGCAUAAAGAAAGAGAAGACCAAUCUGAAGCUUUGGACGUGUACUCUAUCGGAUGUGUGCAUAUAAAUUGAAAUAAAUAACCCGUGUCCCUGUCGGUAGAUUGAAGGGGCCCCGAGUGCACCAACUCUGGACGGAGAAACCACCAAAUUUACCCCCCUCCACAUUUCCCAUAUAAGUGGAGUUCAAGUUGAUUGUUUUUUUCUUCUGCCGUUUACUGAUUCUGCCAUGGGGAAGUGGGGAUUCGUUGCCGGGGUUUAAGCAGUAAAAGCCUGUGCUAUUCUCAGAUCAUUCACGACUAAGUGGAAAAAAAAUACACUUGAAUUAAUUCCAUUAAUCUAUCUGAUGUUGUUUUUCAGAAUGUUUAUGGUCAAUGGUGGUUAAUUCUAUCCAGAGAUGUACAGUAUUUAAGUUUAGUUGUAAACUAUUUUGAAUAUUUCAUGCUGUUUUCCCCACUUCAUUUGUAUAAUUUAAAAUACCAUUUGUCUUCAGUACCAUCCAUGGUUCAAGUUUUCCUUAAUCCCCUAAACUGUUUUGAAAUGCCCUCAACUGUUUUGAAAUGCUAUGUUACCGUUCUUUCAGCUAACAUUUUCUCAUUUUCAUAAAUUUUUUAAUAAAAUGGCACCCAUAAUCCUAGCAUUUUUAAAAACUUAGUACAUGACAAAAAUAAUUAAAGGAAUAGUAAAUUGAUUUGAUUGAACAUUCUUGCCCCUGUUUGUUUGUAGCUUGCAGACUUUUAGUUUAGAAAGUACGUUAAGGAAGUUAAACAACUUUGUAAAGCAUAAAACGUCUCCCAAUAUGACGUUACUUAAAUCCCCAUGACUAUGCAAAGAUAAUUUCACCAUCAAUAUGAAAUUCAACCCUCUCCCAAAUGAAUAUAUUUGUUACAAAAAGGCUGUCAAAAUCUUUGUAAAGAAAGGAAACAAAGUUUUGAAUUGUGUAGAGGUGUAUUUAGAAAGAGAUAUGUCGGUGUAAAGGGCCAUUUGAAUUUAACAAAUUACGAUAUAGCAGAAUUUACAAAUGAAUUUCGACCUCUUAAAUCAUUGAGACAUUGGGAGUAAGAUAGAGAAAUUUGCUUAUUAAUUAAUAAUCAGUAAAAUUGCAUUCCCAGAGUGAAAGAAAAACAUGUCCUUUUAAGACUCUUGUUCUGAGAUUAAGAAAAGAAAAGAAGACUUUACGCAAAGUUUAAAUAAGACUAAUGUCUUUGAAAUAACUCUUUUUAGAGUUUAUAAUGAAGCUGAAACUUCUACGAGUAUAUUGUAUUACAACUAUUGUAAUUCACAGUGUGUUUUAUAGGGAUAUAAAUCAUGGCCAAAAACUUGAUCUACAAAAGGUAUGAAAACUCUUUUAAACUACACAACACACUUCCUCACUUUAAUAUUUGCACACAAAUGUUGAAGUUGCUUUUGUAUAUUAGGAUUGUAAAAAUCAUUGAUUAACUCUUUCGAAAAAACUUGUGAAAAAUUAAGAACUGAAGUUGAAACAAAGUUUCAUUGAUAACACUGACAGAGUGCACUCUUUUUGUGCAAGUGAAGUCGGUUUAAAAGCUUUUAGAUGUUUUUGUAUGCAAAAUCAGUUUGGUCAUACGAAUACUUGUUUUUUCCAUCACAACUGGGUGUAACGGUUACUUAAAAGUUUCUUUUCCGUCAAGGCCACUUAAUAACUCUGUAAAUACACCUUGAUGUAAAUACGUUUAAUAUCAAAUUGUUGAAAGGUGACACUGUAUAAAAUACUGUUUCUGUAUCCAGUAUGAGAUAUUUCUACUGUGAAGGUUGUGUAAGGUAUUGUAAUAUUUGGUAUUGUUGAGUUCAAAUAAAAUAAAAUAAAAUAAAAUAAUAAUAAUUAUAAUGUUGAUAUCCUUCAGUGUAAUUAAUAGUUAAAGAAUAUUUUUUGACAAACAAUUUGGAGCUUAUUGAGAUUGGAUAUUUAAAUUUGCAGUAGAAUUUAGCUCUACAACAUUUAAAAUAAUGUCUUUGCGCAAUUGUAAGGCUCGCAAGGUUCUGUCUUGUUUGAAAGAUUUCAGUUUGGUUGUUCUUUUUUUCUUUGAAAAACGCCUCGAGGAGAGUCAAACUUAACGGAAGUUUUUGACUAGCGUGAAGAUCCAGAUUUGUCCAAAAUACCAUAAUUCUUGCUUUUUCCCGAUAGCCCGAGGAUGUACACACAGUAUUUAUCCUCGGCUUCCAAUUUAGGUCAUGUCAGUCAUGCCAUAAAGAACUGCCACCAACAAUACCCCCCCCCCAAACAGGUCUUGGCAGCGAGCCUGAUCUGUAACACAAUCCAGUUUACACAGGGCUAGCAAUCGCCUCCGAGAGGUUUCCCAACCCCCCUCUUUUCCACAAAUCCCGCGGGGAAGUUUUUCCCUCAGAUGCUGCGUGGCGUUUACUUUUUUUGGGCGAGAGGAGGCACAUUGAAGAGUGCAACGCCACUCAGGCUUAAGCGUAACCCGAGUUCCUGACACGUGUUUGAGUUGGAAUCAACACUCUCUGGUACGAUCGUUGGUUUUCAUUAUUGGUCUGUGUUUUCGGAGAGGGCAGCUGUGGGGGACAAAGUCGGUCCAUCGAGGGGGAAAUUGAUUACGGAAAUUCAGAAGUGCGCUGAGGUCUCCUGGCGAUGUUUGCUUUACUUUGCUUUUCUUUUCCCCGUUUCCACAACUCUCAGUGCAUCUGGGGGUUUCUGUGAAGCACAAAGCCCAAAUAUUUCUGUAGGGAAUUUUUUCAGAAUAAUAGCCGAAGGAAAUGUGGUUAGCUGAGACCUGUUAGUGUCCACAAAGCAGCCAUUUUGACAAAAAAAAUACUCAUUUAUAAACUGUUUUGAUUCACAAAAGAGGGAUGGUAAAUACAUGCAACUGGUUAUUUGGUUACGCUGACUUGUGGGGAAGAUCAGAAAGACCUAACAAUAGAUACAUUUUAUGUCCAUCACCUGCUUUCAAUGGCUGGACGUUUUCUUUUUCUUUUUCAGUGGUCUCUUAUUGAAACACCACAAAAUGAUUGAUAGACAUGUGUCGGCUGUGACUACACAUUGAUUUGUAAUGGACAUAUGUUGACAAUAACUCAUGAGUCACUAGAAAAAAGUCUGUGGUCUUCUGUUAACAAAUGAGUUUAUUAUUAUUAUUAUUAUUAAGUAAUGACUACCAGCUUCCUAUUACUCACAAGUUGUGUCUUUCAUAAAUCUUUCACUCUGUCGAACGUCGCAGUAGAACAAAUAUCGUAUUUGAUCUGUAAAGUGGCAUUUGUUUUUAUCAAGUAAGUGUUUCCAGUGGUAAAUAAAAAGCAAAAAAUAGGCAAUGGCGUGAGGUUUCAACCCUAGAAGAGUCUUUCUCGAAAGCUAGAAUAAAAAGGUAAACAAAAAGGUGGAUUUUAAUUUCCUGUUCAAUCUAAAAUCUUAAAAAGUCUCUUUAAUAUUUUCGCAUAUUAGAACAAUUGCUUUUUUGCUAAGGUUUGCUUUUUUUCCUAAAAAAAAAAAAAAAAAAAAAUUAAGUCAUGACGCUAGCAAACAACGAUUUUAAGGAGGACCUUGUUUAUCCCCUCUAAUCUUGAGAAGAUUUAGAAAGAAGAAAGUAAUGAGUUUUAAAGACCUCAUUAUUCAUCUUCUUACCUUAGGAGGUCAGGCUUGUGAAUUACAAUUUCGCAACCUACUUUAGUUCAUGUGGGUGAAGGGGGGGGGGGGUGGCACAUCUACAUCAAACUAAUAUGAGAUUUAGAGCCGUGACCACAGGCUGUCACAAUAAUAUCAAUAACAUCAAUGUUGCACAAUGUCAUUUACAAGCAGCCAGUUCCAGAAAAUAUGAAAA